GAACUUUAACAAACCUAAAACGCUCCUCUGUUCUUCAUUGCCGCUCCUUGCUUGUUAAAGUUUCGAUCACUCCCAGACGCGACGCCUCUGUUGAACGAGUGUCUUGCUGUCAAGCUAGCUGUUGCAUUCCUUCACGAAGCUCAUCGUUCAAAUUCUGUGUAUGUUUGGGGGUGUGGCGAUUGGAGAAUAGUGUUGUGGUGAAAAACCUUGUAGGUGAUUCCAUAGGUAUUGCAUUCCAGGCUACAAAAAUUAGGAUCUGUAGAGAAGCAUAAGUACAAUUAUAGUGGUGGAAUAAUUAUGUUUGAUGAAUUGCAUAAAGACCUUGCAAUUGGUUUGGCAUCCUCUGCAAUAAGGCAGGAAGUGUCACCAAUAUAAGCCUUAAAGAUUCUGGUCUGAAAGGGGCAAUUUCACAUUCUAGCUGCCGAUUUGAAGGAAGAAUCCUGUCUAUCCUAAUAACAAAAACUGCCUUUUGGCAAGGAAACCACACUGCGCAGCUCUAUCUUGCACACAGGAAAAAAAAAUGUUGGAGUUUCGUUCAGGCAAAAUGUUUUUUGAGGGUAAAAAGGUUGUCCCUGAUGCACGAAAAGGACUUAUUCGCAUAACAAGGGUACAUUAUAUAUCCUGCCAUUUCUUUGACUUGGAAUUUAUGCCUCAAGGCGAAGAGGGAUUAGUCCAUUUUCAGUGGCUUGAUCGUAGUCGGAAUGUUGUUGAAGAUGAUCAAAUUAUAUUCCCUGAUGAGGCGGUUUUUGAGAAGGUUAAUCAGGCAUCAGGAAGGGUUUACAUCUUGAAGUUCAAUACUGAUGAUCGGAAGUUUUUCUUUUGGAUGCAGGAGCCUAAAGCUGAAGAUGACGAGCAGUUGUGUAACUCUGUCAACUAUUAUAUAAAUCAACCAUUAGAUCUUGGUGAUGAAGAGCCUGAUGCUUCAGCUCCUUUACAAGUUUCUGAAGACAUGGUUGAAGAUGAUAUCUCAUCAAGGGAAGGUAACUUAAUUGUACCCAAUUUAGGUGCGAAAGUAAUUAGUGAUGUAAGCUCUUCAUCAGGACCGGUGAAAUUGGAAGACCUACAAAGAAUCUUGAGUGAUAUUGGGCAUGGAGGUGCAGGUAGUGCUGGAGAUCCAGAUGGAGGCUUGGGAUUAGGGGAUAUACUGAAGCCUGAUUUAAUAAUGCCAUUGAUCAACACAUUGCCAUUGGAAGAAAGACUAGCUUCAUACUUGCCUGAGGGUCAGUGGACUCCAGAGGAUAUUUUGGAGUUGCUGCAGAGCCCACCUUUCCGUCAACAAGUGGAUUCUUUUACUCAUGUACUUCGAACUGGACAGAUAGAUUUGUCUCAAUUUGGGAUAGACCCUAGUAAAUACAAGUUCACAGUUUUAUCUUUUUUAGAGGCACUUGAAGAUUCAGUUUCCAAGGUGUCUGAGGAAUCAAGGCAAGAUGAUGAGAAUUUAACAACCCAGUCGUGUGAUCGAAAUGAGCCUAUGGACGAGAGCCAUUAGCGGAGGCAGUUUCCUCCAACCUUCUGCUUGAUCUCUCACCUUUUUUUUUCAUAUAUCUCUGGCAGUUGGAAGGCAAAACGAUAACAAGAAAAAGAAAAGGUGUUCAUUUGGGCUUAAAUUUAUGAUUUAUGUGUACACAGAACAACUUUUUUUUUUAAAUUAUAUAUCUUCAAACAUUUAGGGGAAUAUUUUUUUUGGUUCUCAAAUCAUUGUAGCCGAUGAUAUUUGAUUUUAGGAUGAUUCUUGGAACUUAAGAAGUUAUGCUUGUUGAAAAUGGAAUAGCUGUGUUAUGUUUGCAUAAAA
Molecule: messenger RNA, 1792 nt
Organism: Hevea brasiliensis (rubber tree)
Lineage: Eukaryota; Viridiplantae; Streptophyta; Magnoliopsida; Malpighiales; Euphorbiaceae
Product: 26S proteasome regulatory subunit RPN13
Exons: 16
Coding region: 521-1489 (322 amino acids)
Biological process (GO): ubiquitin-dependent protein catabolic process
Cellular component (GO): nucleus; cytoplasm; proteasome regulatory particle, lid subcomplex
Molecular function (GO): proteasome binding; endopeptidase activator activity; ubiquitin binding
Source: RefSeq, a predicted model, not a curated record